AAAUCAACGCAACUCUCACUGUUUCUUUAGUUUCUGUACGCUGUUUUUAUCAUAUGGUCAACAAAUUUUUAGCAGUGGUCUACGAUUUUUCCAAGCAGCUCAACGGUUUCUGGUAGUUCAGGACUUGGGCGGCCUUACCACUUCGGCAGUGUCUUUGAUAUAACACAGUGCUCGGUACGAUCAUACCAAUUACCGACGCAUCAUAUUAGCCGCGCUGAUUACAAGGCGGUCUUGCCUUGGUGUUGCCUCAGGAGGAUGUGUGUUUCCAAGUGGUUCCUCCUGGUUGCUUCACUCUCCAUCAUCACUGUUCAUUGCGCCCCUGCCACUACGCGAAAGGACGACACCGCCAAAGAGACCGCCGACUCGAUCAAAAAUGCCCCCAUUAAUCAAAUCCAUGAAAGUUCCAAAGACGUGCCGUCGGGGCCGAAAAAGGAUGCUCCCAAGGUACCUGCUCAAGCUUUGCUGGACAAAACCAGUGGAGUUGUCCGCAACGAAGCUCCACCCCUGAACCUUGUGGAAAAUCUAAAUGGUUCUCCUCCUGUGGAGAAGUCGACAUCCGACAAGAGUUACGUCAGUCCCCUGCAGAAAGUCCCCCAGCCCGAGAGUCCUGCUCAGAAGCCGCCUGUGGUGCCAGCAUUUUCAGAUCUUCCCAAAGAUAACCAGGCUCCUCUUGGCAGCGCUCCCUCGGCUCAAACGUUGGUCAAGGAGCAGCAGUUGAAGGUGCCUGGCGAGACGAAAACCAGCAGCAAGCCUGACACCCCAAAGCCUGUAACUUUGGCAACCAAGGUUCAACCUGGAUCGUCAGCGCCACCUAAUGUUGCCCAUCCGAGCAAACUGGCUCCAAAUACCGUAAAGCCGACGAAUGUUGUCACUCAAGUUGAUGACAAAGGCGAUCUUCCAACCGCCACCCCUUCUGAGGGUGGCUCUGUCGGUACAACAAGCCCAUCCGAACAGUCGAAGCUUACGAGCACUGAACAGAAGGAAGCGCCGAAACAACCAUCAAGUGGUUUGGUGAACCCGGAUGUCGCUCAGAGUCCAAAAGAUGCGCCAACUGAUAAGGUCCCAACAAACAACAAACCCGACGCAGGCGAGCCACCUGAGCCGGCGAAGGAAGCACCCACUCAGGAUGAGGAGCCAAGGCCAGAGCUGAUCGGCAACCAGGGUGAGCUUCCUCCAGAAAAGACUUUGAGGCAGAGCCGUUCCCACGUUUAAAACACUGCCUUCCGU
Ixodes scapularis (black-legged tick) is the source of this 1227-nucleotide messenger RNA. Its product is annotated as nascent polypeptide-associated complex subunit alpha, muscle-specific form. The transcript has 3 exons. The record is from RefSeq and is a predicted model, not a curated record. The coding region runs from base 256 to 1212 and encodes 318 amino acids. NCBI's taxonomy places the organism in Eukaryota, Metazoa, Arthropoda, Arachnida, Ixodida, Ixodidae.